AUGUUUGACCAACUCCCAGACGACAUCGUCUUUGAGAUUGUUUCUCACCUCAGAACAGCCCGCGACAUCGCCAGGCUCGCCUCAUCCUGUAAACAUCUCCACCAUCUCCUCUCAGAAGAUGGCUGGCGCACCUUCGUCAGGACCUGCUUCCCUCUCCUCUCUCUACCUCUAGGCCAGCAACCAAAAUGGAACGAGCUGGCCAACACCCUUACCCGCCAGGCGAGGGCCUGGGACACGAAAGCUUUCCAGUCCAUCGCUUAUACGGACUCUCAUCGCCCAGAGGGCAACUUCUUCACCGGAUUCAGCAACGCCGCUCGCCCCUUCCACCCCAUCAUCGACGCUCGUCUGGCAUUCGACAAGAGCUGGGAGGUCGUAUCAUGGGGCGCCGGCGAGGAUAUCGUCGGCCGCUUCAGGCCGCUCAACUCCCGCGGAGAGGCUGAUGCUUGGUUCCGUAUGGAGGGCAAGGCCAACGGAUACGAGGCUGGUGUUGGCGACGUUACGGCCAUCCAUCUCACUGAACCCGACGGGAAGCUGGGCAUGCUUGUCGGAAGGGCAAACGGUGAUUUGUCUCUCGUCUCAGCCGCGCAGGGUAGUGCAGGUCAGACUCUCUCACACUUCAAGAUUCCUAAACCCACUGGCGGCCUGGAGCUCACCACAUGGACCUCCAUCGGCUCCAUUGAUACUCUGCCCAACCAGUCAUCAGUGGUCGCUGGCAACAGGGCAACUAUCAGCUUGUUCCCCCUGAACACAGAUAAUACGGGGGACGCAGCCCCUCUGGACUCCCUGACCUUCGACAUGUCAGGUACCGCCAGAACACAGUUCAUCCACGCCGCCAAGGCGAUGAACAAUGACACCAUUGUGUGCGCCCUCUCAGGCUCUUCGGACCCGAUCCGCUAUCUCACCGUCACCCCUACAGGCUUCACUCCAGAAGGAGCUUCAAAGAAUCCCGACCUCCUGCAAUCUCGUGGCCUCGACCCAAACAAGAGACUCACCGUCCGCGCCAUUCAACCCGUCAAUCCUGGCCCCAGCGGUCACACCAACCUCCUCCUGAGCGCCUGGGACGACGGCACCUGCCGCCUCAUGGACAUCCGCACGCCGUCCCCCUUCGACGCGCUCUACCGCGACAUGUACCAGCCGUUUGAGGCCGUCUCGUCGCUCAUCACGUACGGCUCAGACCGCUUCGUCGCAGGCAGCGCGGAAAUCGAGGCGCUUAAGAUCUUCGACUUCCGCUGGACCAAGUCGUACUACCACUCCGCGGCGCUGCCGUGCUGGUCCGGCACCCCGUUUCCCGACCCUCUCAGGGGGACUAGCAGUCGCCCGCUGAGCCUGAACGGGGUCGGAUGCAACCACCUCAGGGGAAACCGCUGCGUGUGGCACGAGAACUCGACGAGGGACUACUACCGGCCCAACUACCGCUUCCACGUCAUGCCCUUCAAAGGAGCGUCGCGGGCGUCGAGCUCGCGCAUCUUCUCCCUCGCCAAGGCGUCUGACGUCUCAGACUCGUUCUACGUCGGGCUGGCGGGUGCCGUGGCGGAGUUUUCUACUGCGUUCAACGGCGAGGCGGAUGAUGUGGUGCCGUCUGCGGUCGCCACAGCGGCGGAAAAGCGCGGCUGGAAGGCGAGGGAGUCGCAGUUCAGCUUCGCGGAGACGGGCGAUGGGCUGCUGCAUCCUGGUGUCUCCAUGAGCACUUUUAUGCCCCGGCUUGUUCAACGCUUUGGGGAUGAGAUUGACGCACCGCAGUACAGUGGCUGGUAUACCAAACAGACACCCAAGACAGCCGCGUGGCACCGCUGGGAUAAGAGCUUCUGGCGUCCCACACACUUCACUUUCUGA
This is a messenger RNA of Colletotrichum chrysophilum, 1833 nucleotides long. RefSeq lists its product as uncharacterized. Gene Ontology annotation, molecular function: protein binding. The coding region runs from base 1 to 1833 and encodes 610 amino acids. The record is from RefSeq and is a predicted model, not a curated record. NCBI's taxonomy places the organism in Eukaryota, Fungi, Ascomycota, Sordariomycetes, Glomerellales, Glomerellaceae. The transcript has a single exon.